AUGUCUCGAGUACUUGAAGGAAAAUUCGGCAUUGUGACCGGUGGAUCGCGAGGAAUCGGUGAAGCAAUUGCACGCAACUUGGCGGCAAAGGGAUGCUCAUUGCUUCUCAACUUCACCUCUGAGUUUUCCCGUGGACCUACCGAAGCCCUCUGCGCCUCAUUGACCUCGACCCAUAACAUCAAAUGCGAGAGCGUGCAAGCCGAUCUAAGCAAUGCCACCGAGGGCGUCGCGGCGAUUCUCGCCGCUGCGAAAGAGAAGUUCACGACCGAUGGCAAACUUCAAAUUGACAUUUUGAUCAACAAUGCCGGUGUCUCUCAAGAUCGCAACCUCAACGACCCCAAGGGUCCCAUCGAAGCCGAGCACUUCACCUGGCAAUACGCGGUGAACGUCUUGGCCCCACUUCUCCUCACACAAGCUUGCGCCCCCUUCCUCCCCAAUGACCGCAGCGGUCGCAUCGUCAGCAUCUCCAGUGUAUCCUCCUCACUCGGAUUCGUCGGGCAAUCGAUCUAUGGCGGUACCAAGGCUGCGAUCGAGGCUAUGACGCGCACUUGGGCCCGUGAGCUCGCUGAUCGCGCGACUGUCAAUGCCGUUAACCCCGGCCCGGUUGUUGGAGACAUGUACUUUGCGACCGGCGACCAGUUCUGGAAGGAUAUUCAGGGAUAUCAGGAUAACACGCCGAUGAGCAAGCUGGACCUUAAUGAUGAAGAGACUUUGGCUCGCUUGACGGAUGAGCAGAAGCGAUUGAUUCAGGAAAAGAUGGGUGGGCGGCGACCGGCAUUUACCAGUGAAGUUGCUGGUGUUGUUGGCAUGUUGUGUACUCCGGAUGGGCUGUGGUGCACUGGCAGUGUGGUCUGCGCCAACGGAGGUAUGAAAAUGGGACAAUAA
Messenger RNA from Penicillium brevicompactum, 885 nucleotides. Its product is annotated as SDR family NAD(P)-dependent oxidoreductase. The transcript has 2 exons. Lineage: Eukaryota; Fungi; Ascomycota; Eurotiomycetes; Eurotiales; Aspergillaceae. The record is from RefSeq and is a predicted model, not a curated record. Gene Ontology annotation, molecular function: oxidoreductase activity, acting on the CH-OH group of donors, NAD or NADP as acceptor. The coding region runs from base 1 to 885 and encodes 294 amino acids.